UAUACAUAAAUAAAGUUAGAGUUUGAACGACAUGAAAACUUCAAAAAGUUCCCCUGUAAAAUCCACGUCUGUCGCCUUAACGUGCCACGGAUGCACUAUGCCGUACGGCGACUACAAACAAUUGCUGGAACAUCUAUAUUGGCGUCACGGGACCGAGAGUUUUUGGUGUAAAAUGUGCGGUUUGAAACGCUGGGGAUUCGCCAUUCACAUAUGUCAUGUCCUGCCAAUAAAAAACGAAGAUGGGGGCAAUGAAUCGGAUGAUUCGCAGUAUUAUUCUGAGAGGGAGUCCGAUUACUGCUUCUGCGGCAAAUAUAUUGCAGAUGCCCAGAUGAUUGGAUGUGACGGGCCGCAUUGCGUAUACCAGUGGUAUCAUUUUGAAUGUGUUGGAAUACAAACACCUCCAGAAGGGGAGUGGUUGUGUUCAGAGUGUAUCAAACUUCAAAAAUCUCAGAAGCGUGGCGGACAUACAACUUGAUAAUCUUACAAAAGAAGAUACAGACUCAAUUACCUUGGAAGGGUUAUGAG
Messenger RNA from Manduca sexta (tobacco hornworm), 525 nucleotides. RefSeq lists its product as uncharacterized. NCBI's taxonomy places the organism in Eukaryota, Metazoa, Arthropoda, Insecta, Lepidoptera, Sphingidae. The transcript has 2 exons. The record is from RefSeq and is a predicted model, not a curated record. Bases 32 to 475 code for a protein of 147 amino acids. Gene Ontology annotation, biological process: regulation of DNA-templated transcription.